AGGGACCAGGCAGAGCAGGGCGGGGCUUCCUUUCUGCGCCUACGGAAUCGCAGUUUGACCCCGGAAGUGCUGGGUCUGUGGAAGCUGUCUCGGUGUAUUACGGCUGAACAUCUCGGGUGUGGAGCCGGGGAGGAGGGUCACGCAGCACAAUGCCAGCUCUGCCCCUGGACCAACUCCAGAUCACCCACAAAGACCCGAAGACAGGAAAGCUGAGGACUUCAGCAGCGCUGCACCCUGAGCAGAAGGCAGACCGGUAUUUUGUGUUGUACAAACCACCCCCUAAAGACAACAUUCCCGCCCUAGUGGAGGAGUACCUGGAACGUGCCAACUUCGUAGCUAAUGACCUCGACUGGCUCCUGGCCUUGCCUCACGAUAAAUUCUGGUGCCAGGUUAUCUUUGAUGAGACCCUGCAGAAGUGCCUGGACUCCUACCUGCACUAUGUACCCCGAAAGUUUGAUGAGUGGGUGGCCCCAACCCCUGAGGUUGCUGACAUGCAGAAGCACCUGCACCGGAGUGUUUUCCUCACCUUCCUUCGAAUGUCCACGCACAAGGAAUCCAAAGACCACUUCAUUUCUCCAUCUGCAUUUGGAGAAAUCCUCUACAACAACUUCCUCUUUGACAUCCCGAAGAUCCUGGACCUCUGUGUCCUCUUUGGAAAAGGCAACUCACCACUGCUCCAGAAAAUGAUAGGAAACAUAUUUACCCAGCAGCCAAGUUACUAUAAUGACCUGGAUGAAACCAUUCCCACCAUACUUCAGGUCUUCAGCAAUAUCCUCCAGCACUGUGGUUUGCAAGGGGAUGGGACCAGCACUACACCCCAGAAACUCGGGGAGAGGGGUCGGUUGACCCCCAGUGACAUGCCUCUCUUGGAAUUAAAGGACAUUCUUCUCUACCUGUGUGAUACCUCCACCACACUCUGGGCCUUUCUGGACAUCUUCCCUUUGGCCUGCCAAACCUUCCAGAAACAUGACUUUUGUUUCAGACUAGCUUCCUUUUAUGAGAUGGCAAUUCCAGAAAUGGAGUCUGCAAUUAAGAAGAGGAGGCUUGAAGACAGCAAGCUCCUGGGUGACAUGUGGCAGAGGCUCUCCCAUUCUAAGAAGAAGCUAAUGGAGGUGUUUCACAUUAUCCUGAACCAAAUCUGCCUCCUUCCCAUUCUUGAGAGCAGCUGUGACAACAUUCAAGGCUUCAUUGAAGAAUUCCUUCAAAUCUUCAGCUCUUUGCUGCAGGAAAAGAGAUUUCUUCGUGACUAUGACACAUUCUUCCCAGUAGCUGAAGACAUCAGCUUGCUGCAACAGGCUUCAUCAGCCUUGGAUGAGACCCGGACUGCCUACAUCCUACAGGCUGUGGAAAGUGCAUGGGAAGGGGUGGACAGACAGAAAAUCAAGGACAUUAAAGACCCAUCAAGAGCCAAGGAUUCUAAUAAUGAAGUCACAAUAACAGCAGAGCCAGUCAGUGAAAUGCCAUUACAGCUGGAGAACUCUGAAGAGGAUGAGGAGUGUAUGGGUGCAGCAGCUGCCCUGGGCCCUACUGUGAGUGGUGUGGAACUAGACUCACUCAUCUCCCAAGUGAAGGAUCUGCUGCCAGACCUUGGGGAGGGCUUCAUUCUGGCCUGCUUGGAGCACUACAGCUAUGAUUCAGAGCAGGUGAUCAACAACAUCCUGGAGGAUCGGCUGGCCCCUGAGCUCAAUCAGCUGGACCGAGGCCUAGAAAGACAAGCGAAACCCGACCCUACACCCCUGUUGUCAUCACGUCACAACGUCUUCCAGAACGAUGAGUUUGAUGUGUUCAGCAGGGACUCAGUGGACCUGAGCCGAGUGCACAAGGGCAGGAGGAAGGAAGAGAAUGUGAGGAGCCUGGUGAAUGACAAGCAGGCUGUGGUGGCACAGAGGCAGCGCUACCAGAAAUACAGUGUGGUUGUGGAGGAGGUCCCCCUGCAGCCAGGAGAAUACCAGGCUGAUGACUAUGAGGACGAGUAUGAUGACACAUAUGAUGGCAACCAGGUGGGCGCCAACGAUGCAGACUCUGAUGAUGAGCUCAUCAGCCGCAGGCCCUUCACCAUCCCUCAGGUGCUGAGAACUAAAAUGCCUGGGGAAGUGCUGGAGGAGGAAUGUGAUGAAGAGGAUGAGGUGGAAGAGGAGGCCCCCAAGCUGGACCAUUUUAUUCAGGAUCCUGCAGUGCUGAGGGAGAAGGCUGAAGCCAGGCGCAUGGCCUUCCUCACCAGGAAGGGGUAUCGGCCUGAGAACUCAACUGCAGUGACAGGUAGCCCCCGGGGCCAUGGGCAAAGCCGAGAAACCACCCAGGAACGCAGGAAGAAAGAAGCCAACAAAGCAGCCAGAGCCAACCACAGCCGUAGAACCAUGGCUGACCGGAAAAGAAACAAAGGCAUGAUCCCAUCCUGAGGCCACAAGCUGCCUGGAUGAGGGGGGCCCUUUAAGGCAGCUCUGCCCUCAGGACCACCACCACACCUCACCUGCCAGCCAGCCGUGAGCGCCUUCUUAUCAAACACACAGUGCCUUAUCCUUUGGCGGAGGAAUCCAGUGCCAUCAAGCAGGCUGUGCCCCAGCUGGGCUGCCGGGAAAGGAUGGGGAUGCAGAACCAAAGUGUCUUUCAUCUUGUGCAGUGAGGCACCACCUCUGGAAGUCCUGGAUGGCAGGAGUCCUGCAUAUUAAGAAGCAACGAAAGGCCUGUGAAUAAAGUUUCUGACCUUCCGACAAUGCUCCAUGACAUGCUCCAGCCUUUUCCCUCUGUCCUUCCUCUGAAACUGAAAGACAAGAAGGCAUAGUGGUCCCCAUACUCUGUUGACUUUCCAUCCUUGCCCUCUUGGUGCAUCUCCUAGUGCUGUUCUUCCUUGCUGUGUGACCUCUGUGCCUGUGGAAGGAAGUGGCCAGUGUGAGGCCUAAGGUCCAUCCCUUCUGUGAUUACCUCCUGCACCGCCUCCUCAGAAGGUAGCUACUGUUGUCUGUUACAGGACACAUGAGGGGAGUGGGAUGUGAAGGCUGAGAGUGUUCCUAGGCCACAGGAAGGAAGUGACAGAGCAGGUCUUGGAAGCUCAGUCUGACCCCUGGCAGUAUAGACUGUAGACCCAUGUAGAUUACGUCAACCCCUGUGUCACAACUGGCACAAGGCCACUUGGCCAGUUUCAGUGUGUCAUAGUUAUAAAUGUACUGUUAGCCCCCACCCUCCCAAUGCAGAGAUUGGAAAGCUCUAGAAAGAAGUGAAGGUAUGCUGCCAAGUCCUGUUGAAGCAAGGACUAGGCUGGCUUCCAGAGCCCCUUCCCCACGUGGCCCACUCUGCAGUGGGAAUCAGCUAACAGGUCUCCUGGGUUUAACUGACGUGCAAGAGAUAUGCAGUGGGGUCUUUGCUGGGCUGAUCAUGAUGCAGCAGGCCUGGAGUCUUACCAACAGAUCUUUUAGACGCCAGGGACAUUGAUUUGCUUGUAGCUAGGACUAGCAGGCAGACAGAUACUUGAUAGAUUGUUUUAUUAGGCCAGACUGCACAAGUGAAACUAAAUGCCAGUCCCUCUGUGUCUUGCUGGCUUCUGGGAGCGUUUGAGACACAGGUAGGGGGUGGGAUCCGCCCCCAGGGCUGCUGAAUUAGCUGAGAUCUGGCAAUGUCAGCCAUACUGACAGACAGCAGGGGAACUGUUUCCUCCUAGAGGCACUUCCCAGGGCCCAGUUCCCAGGGCCCAGCCGGGUCUCCCUGACUAAACUCAGACCAGUCUGCUGUCUUGUGCAAGGACAAGGGGCUUGGGAGCUCCUGGUCUUCAUCUGCCUUACCUGCUGCUCUUCCCUGCAGCAACCCUCAUCUGCUCUUGGCCAUCUCCUCCUGCAGCCACCUAGAGGACCCAGGUUUCCUGGGAGCAGUCGGGCUGAAAGGAUAUCACCAUCUCUUCUGUUUCCUAGUACACUGGGCCAGAUCAAACAUAAUGCCCCCUGAGGAGCUGCUGCUUGUAUCUUUUGGCUCUCCAGGACACCCUUCCAGGGUGCUUUGAAGCCAACCCAGAGCAGCCUGUUACCCCAUCCCCUUCAGCCUCAAUGAGAUGAAUGGCACUACUUGGUGGUGGUGAAGUCCCUGAAGAUGAAUAUUGAAGCUGUUGCUCAGUAGGAGAACACUUGAGUAAUAUACACAGGCUUAGGUUUGUCCCUUAACUAUUUAUGUAAGGGAAGUCCCCAAGGGAUUCUAAAUUUACUAUUUAUAUAAAGGAAGUCCCCACGGGAUUCCAAAUUUAAGAUUAGCAUCCCAAGAGUGUUGGGUGGGUGAACCAUUUGGUCCCUAGACCCACCUCACCUCCACCCCCUGCUGUCCUAUGCGGGUAUUUUCCAAGUGCCUUUUCUGUGCCCUACAGAGAAUAUGACCAUCACAGAUGUUUCUGGAGAAACUUUUUUUCUGAGACAGGGUUUCUUUGUGUAAUAGCCCUUCCUGUCCUGGGCUUUGUAGACUAGGCUGGCCUCAAACUCACAGAGAUCUACCUGCCCCUGCUGGGAUUAAAGGCAUACACCACCAUGUUUGGCCCUGAGGAAACUUUUAAAACUUUGAACCUCUAAAAAGGAUACAAGACCCAAGUGUCAUUAUUCCAGUGUCUAUAAAUAGUCAGCCACAAGAGCCUUUGUGCCCCUGUGAGGCACAACCAGACAUGGAUUAUAAGAGACCUAAGAGCCUGUGGGGAGAGCAGAGCAAGCAGUCUGCCUAUAGUGUCUUAGUAGUGGAUGCAUGACCUUGUCAAACUGCCCCAGCUGAGGCUGGAGGAGGAAACAGUUGGCUCAAGCCUGCACUGUCACUGCCCUACCAGGAGCUCAGAUUCAGCGACAGUGCAGGGAAAUAAAACCAGAGUUAGACAUGGUGGUGGCACGCACGCACUUCUUGGGAGGUAGAAGAUGGUUCAGGGAUAGCCUAAGCUAUAUGAGACACUGUCUAUAAAUAAAAACCAAAUAUUUCUGAAGAACAGACUUUAAGAGGCAGAAUACAUGAACAUAGUGUGAGGCAUUGUUUGUGAGAAUGUUAAAGCUCCUUUUGCACACAGACCAACAUGGAAGAAACUGCGUUUGUGAAGGUGGUGGCAGAACCGAGAUCCCUGCCGUUGGCAAUAAACAGGCUUCCCGUGUGUUUUCCUGGA
Molecule: messenger RNA, 5113 nt
Organism: Mastomys coucha (southern multimammate mouse)
Lineage: Eukaryota; Metazoa; Chordata; Mammalia; Rodentia; Muridae
Gene: Ascc2
Product: activating signal cointegrator 1 complex subunit 2
Exons: 20
Coding region: 150-2399 (749 amino acids)
Biological process (GO): regulation of DNA-templated transcription
Molecular function (GO): ubiquitin binding
Source: RefSeq, a predicted model, not a curated record